This is a messenger RNA of Acaulospora morrowiae, 138 nucleotides long. The record is from the annotation of a GenBank genome assembly. NCBI's taxonomy places the organism in Eukaryota, Fungi, Glomeromycota, Glomeromycetes, Diversisporales, Acaulosporaceae.
AUGGCUGAAAAUAAAGUUGAGGAAAAGGAAGGAGCGAGGGAAAGGAAGGGAAAGGAGGGGAAAGGAAGGUGGAAAGAGAGGAAAAGAGAAGGGAAAGAGAGAAAAAAGAUGCGUUUAACAAGAAUUGAUAUUCACAAA